AUGACUGGGUAUCCGAUUGAUUGUUCCUUUCACGAUCAUACCAAAGCGCUUAUUGAAACAAGACUUGGCACACAAAUUCACGGUCAACUAGAUCCAAUCAAUCGUGAUGUAUUAUUUACUGCAGCAUUCAUUGCUCGAAACAUAGCCAGAAUUAGAGGAAUAUUCAGUGCUAUCACAAAACCUACUCAAGUCAUUCAACUUGUAGCACAGUAUGGGUUGCCAGAGAAACUAUUUUUCAAUGUUCUGCAGACGUUAGUAGAAAGUCAGCGACUUUCAGGAGCUGUUCAAGGACGUCAAGAGAAAGCUAUCUAUGUGCCUGACAUCUAUUCUGAAACACAAACCAAUUAUAUUGAUUCCUUCUUUAAACAAAAUGGAUAUAUAGAGUACCAGUCAUUAACAAAACUCGGGAUAGCUGACGGACCACAAUUUAUAAAAAAAAGAUUUGGCAGUAAAAAAGACUGCAUGUACCUUUCAACAUGUUGCAUCAGUUCAUUGAUCGUUGAUCAAGUAGAUGCGGCUAUUGAUGAAGCACUGACUAAUAACUCCUGGGUGGAUGUUAGGCCUCUGGUUCCCUCUCCGUUUACAAAUGAAGAUGUCAACCUCCUUCUGCACUAUUGCAUGAAGAGCCCAACACGUGCACUCCACAGCGUUUUCUGUCAGCGAAUUGUUGCAAGCAGCCAGUUCAUUGCAAAAUGUAAAUCUAUCUUUGACCCCCUGAUGAAGAAUAAAGCUACUAAGGAUAUAAAAAUGUCCCCAGCCUUGUUUGCUGAAUUAACAAGAAAAGAAAAAACAGAGUUAACUGAGUCUGCCACGGGUGAAGGUAAGCAAGUCAAACGCGAAGAACGUCAGAAAAAAGCCGUUGCUGGUGGAGGGCAAAAAGGGGGUGCUGGCAGGGGUGGUCGAGAGUCUGGUACCAAAAAGACCAAAAAUAAAUAUCGUGAUCGAAUGAAAGGUAAUUUGGAUGAUGAGCUAGAUGAGAAACAAGUUGUGAAGAAAUCUGGAAAGCAACAAGAGCUUAAAUUUUUAAGCGAGGAAGAGAUUCAUGAUGUUUUAAUCGAGCACAUGAAAGAUUGUGAUGACGAAGAGUUUUUGAUGGAAGUUGCUUCUGUCAUUGUAAGACCGUUGACACGAGAUUAUCAGGAAGUUGCAAAAUCUAUAUUUAUGACGUCAUCGGGGACUUCUGUUGCCUCGAAACGUAAAUCCCAUCAAGAUUAUCAAGAGAAAAUCACUGGCCUCAUGCACAAUAUUAAAUUAUUUGAGAAAGGGCUGAAUCUUUUUGAAGAUAAAACGCGUGCGUUGCUAAGUAAACAUCUUCUGAGGACUGUGGCAUCAGAUGUUGUAAAUAUCGUUUUCGAAAUGGUUGCAAAUGAGAACUUGAUGUCACUUGCAGAAAAUGAAAUGUUUACUGCUGAGACACGCUUAAAGCUGUUGAGCAAACUUCCUGAACAAUGGAAGUCAGCAUUGACCAAGUUGAACUCUUCUCUUGGAAAGGAUUGUGAAGACUUCUACACUCAAUUUGAUCGUGUCGCUGGCGCAGACUAUUGCGAUAUUUUGAUCAGGAAGAUCGACAAGAAAAAAGAACGACAACUUCUUUUCAAUCAUCGUCAAGCGUUAAUAGAGGAGUUGAAUCGAGAAACUGAACCUGCCAUGGCUCUACACUUAGCUUGCAUUAUCCUAUUUCAAUAUCAUACAAAUACUUUGCUUCACGCGCCUGGAAGAUGUGUUCCACAAAUUAUCACGUAUUUACAAAAUAACGUAUCUGUAAACGAUUUCAAGAAGUUGAGCGACUAUCAAAAUUUGGUGAUACAACAACUGUCGAAAAAACGAACUAAAUCCGAAACAGGGGAAGUGGUACCGAACGAAAAUGAAACUGAUUCAGCGGUAACAUCGACAGCAGUAUUACUAGCAGAAGGACUAGCGGGAAUAAAAUUAGUUGUAAAAAAUAUGAAAAAAUCGAAUAUGGAAGAAUAAAAAGUUAAAAUUAAA
Messenger RNA from Hydractinia symbiolongicarpus, 1986 nucleotides. Its product is annotated as E3 UFM1-protein ligase 1 homolog. Gene Ontology annotation, cellular component: endoplasmic reticulum membrane. NCBI's taxonomy places the organism in Eukaryota, Metazoa, Cnidaria, Hydrozoa, Anthoathecata, Hydractiniidae. The transcript is spliced from 13 exons. Gene Ontology annotation, molecular function: UFM1 ligase activity. The coding region runs from base 1 to 1971 and encodes 656 amino acids. The record is from RefSeq and is a predicted model, not a curated record. Gene Ontology annotation, biological process: regulation of proteasomal ubiquitin-dependent protein catabolic process; response to endoplasmic reticulum stress; protein K69-linked ufmylation.